AUGGAUACCACUGGAGUAAAGUUCCAUCACAACAUCGAGUCAGGUGACUGCAGCGUAUGCGCGGUCGGGGAUAGCAAGAAGGGCAGUCACCCUCCAUCUGAUCACCCCCACUCUGAAACCCGGCUAGAGAUUACAUGCGCCGACGUGUGGGGGAAGCACCCCAUCAAGUCGUUAGGGGGCUGCCAGAGUACCGUGAUGUUCACUGACGUGUUUUCUCGCAUGAGGUUCGGCUUCCCAAUCACGACAAAAGACGAAACGGCGGAGUCUCUCCACAAAUUUGUCCGGGAGAACUCCAUCGCAGAACGUGGAUUUGGCACCAUCAUCGGAACUACUCGCAAACUAAUGCUGGGCGCACCGCACCUUCCCAGCGAGCUGUGGGCUGAAGCAUACCAGACCGCCAUCUAUCUCAAGAAUCGCACACCAACUGAAGUCCUGGGCGGCAAAUCCCCACUCGAGGUAUGGGAGGGUAAGCCGCUAGGUAAUCUGCUGCACAUUCACGAAUGGGGUUCGAUGGCCUUCAAACACGAGGAAGCGCGUUUCCGUCCCAACAAGCUUGCGGCCAGGGCCAAGAAGAUGUAUCUGGUAGGCUGUAAUACCAAGGGGCGCGAUCCGUUUCCUGUGCCAAACACGACAAUCUACCAGCCUGGUAUGGAAGAAUCUAACGAAGAAGAAACUAACGACGAUGGCGAUGAAGAAGAAGACCAAAGUACUGCAGAGUCGACACCAUCUGUUCCAGAACCACGACGGAGCGCCAGGGCAUCUGCACCGCCGCAAAGGUUGAAUCUAUUUACGGUGACCUCGGAGGAGGAUGCUUAUCAGCAGGUGGAACAAGCUCGUCUGACAGGGGGUGUACUCGGAAACGUCGGGACAGGUAACCCUGGAGAAAUAGGUUACAGGUCUCCCGACCCGACCAACUACGACGACGCAACACGUGGACCAGAUGCUGACCACUGGAGGGAGAGUAUGCGCGAAGAAAAUCGUUCGCUCACGGAACUCGACGUAUACGAUUGGGUGAAACGGCCGGCGGACGGUGAUAUACUUCCGUCAAGAUACCUAUACAAACGGAAGUACGAAGCAGACGGAGAACUGGCUCGACUGAAGAGUCGUAUCGUGGUCCAAGGCUUCCAUCAAGAAGACACCGGAGAAGACAAGGCAUCAUCAGUGGCGACAUUGGAGGCGGUGCAUCUAGUAGUCGCCGUCGCUGCUCAGAAUGACUUUGUUCUAAAACAGGCUGACACCAAGACAGCGUUCCUACAUGCCAGGAUCCCCGCUAACGCAGACCCGAUUUAUGUUUGUCCUCCGAAAGGCUUCGAAUGCUCUCCAGCACAAGCACGGCCGGUGUGGCGACUAAAGGCAUGGCUCUACGGAUUGCGUCUCUCCCCGAAAGGCUGGUGCAGCACCUUCCACGACUUCCUGAUUGAAAAAGGGUUCGUACAGAGUAAAGCAGACUCCUGUCUCUACAUUCUCGAAGCGGAAGGAGUUAUCCUUCUCGUGUACGUUGACGACAUCCUGCUGUCGGGGAAGGACGAGGAGAAGGUCGUGAUGGUCGUUGAUCUGCUGAAGGAACGGUUCAACACGGUGUUCUUGGGGGAUGCUCAGCACCUGCUUGGUAUGAAGCUUGAGAGGAACGUCGACGCCGGUACCAUAUUCCUUUCUCAAGAGACGUACGCAAAGACCGUGCUCGAUCAGUUCGGAAUGGCCGAAUCGCGCCCGGUGAAGACACCGGCGGGACCUGGACCUAUCAGCAUCGAGGAGGAGAAAGUUUCAUCUCCAGAGGACACGACGUNCGUGUACGUUGACGACAUCCUGCUGUCGGGGAAGGACGAGGAGAAGGUCGUGAUGGUCAAGAUCAGACUGCUGAAGGAACGGUUCAACACGGCGUUCUUGGGGGAUGCUCAGCACCUGCUUGGUAUGAAACUUGAGAGGAACGUCGACGCCGGUACCAUAUUCCUUUCUCAAGAGACGUACGCAAAGACCGUGCUCGAUCAGUUCGGAAUGGCCGAAUCGCGCCCGGUGAAGACACCGGCGGGACCUGGACCUAUCAGCAUCGAGGAGGAGAAGGUUUCAUCUCCAGAGGACACGACGUACUACCGGUCCGCCACGGGUAGCCUUCUGUAUCUCAGCAGGGGCUCAAGACCAGACAUAACACACUCGGUGAUGGUGCUCGCGAAAAGUAUGGCGAAGCUAGGUCCCAGAGCGAUGACAAAGCUGAAGCGGGUACUCCGGUAUCUAAAAGGAACGACCUCUAUCGGAAUCACAUACACCGAAGACGCCGACGGCGGAGAUAAACUCACGGCGUACGUGGACUCUGAUUUUGCAGGUGACCAAGACAAUGGCUACUCCACAACCGGUGCCGUUCUCUAUCUCGCAGGUGCCCCAGUGGACUGGAUAUCCAAGAAGCAAACGGUGCUGGCCAUCUCAACGUUCGAGGCUGAAGCCGUUACCCUGUCCAAGGCGUGCACUAUUGUCAUCCAAUUUCGUAAUUUGCUGAAGUCGCUGGACAUGAAGCAGGAGCAGCCCACGGUAGUGUUUGAAGACAACGCAGGCGCUAUAGCGUUUGCUAAGGGCGCCAAACUCACGCCCCGUAACAAACAUAUCGACGUCAAGUAUCACCACACAAGUGCUUAG
Ectocarpus sp. CCAP 1310/34 is the source of this 2628-nucleotide messenger RNA. The record is from the annotation of a GenBank genome assembly. NCBI's taxonomy places the organism in Eukaryota, Phaeophyceae, Ectocarpales, Ectocarpaceae.